UUUUGCUGAUAAUUUGCCAUUUUUAUAACUAAAGUGCUAACUUUGACUAUCUGUUUUUCCUCAGUGACCAAUAGAUACUGAUGCCUAUAAGAAACAGAUUGUGUAUUUAUGAUUUUUUAAUGUUUUAUAUUUAUUAAUAUUGUUUUGUAUGCUUUUUGUAUUGCAUCUUUGAUGGAUAACAUGUCUUAUCCUGUGAUACUGACUCUUAUGGUGCCUAAAGAAUCUAAAUCAUAUAGGCAUUUAUAUUUCAGUUGUUUUCUUUUCCUUUAUCUGCUUAUAUUAUCAAUUAAUAUACGACUUGUUAUGGUCAUUAUCAUGGCGAAAACACUUCAUGAACCGAUGUACAUAUUUUUGAGUCAUAUGUGUAUUAAUGGGGUUUAUGGAGCCUCAGGAUUCUACCCUAAAAUUCUGUCUGAUUUAAUAUUGGAUUCAUACGUGAUCUCCUCUCACAUGUGUGCUCUGCAGUACUUUGUUAUUUACAGCUCUUUAAUGUGUGAAUUUACAAUAUUAACAGUGAUGUCUUAUGAUAGAUAUGUAGCCAUAUGCAAACCUUUAGACUAUCAUUCCAAAUUAACUAAAUUCACCUGUGUGAAAUUAAUUCUGUUUUCAUGGAUUGUUCCCAACUGCUUUAGUCUUAUAGCAGCCCUCUUAGCAAACUUAAGGCCAUUUUGUAAAUAUCACAUUGACAAAUUAUAUUGUGACAACUGGUCAGUUGUAAAACUGUCAUGUGCAUCAUCUUUUGUGAAUAAUGUCUAUGGAUAUAUUGUUGCUGUUAUAUUUUUUAUCUGUGCAGUUAUUAUUAUAGUGUCCUAUGUUAAGCUCAUCUCUGCUUGUAAAGCAUCUUUAGAUAACAGAAAGAAAUUCUGGCAAACGUGUCUGCCACACAUAUUAUCACUGAUAAAUUUCACUUUUGCUAUGCUUUUUGAUAUCAUGUAUAGCAGAUAUGGUUCAAAUGACAUUCCAGAGAGUCUGCGUCAUUUUUUGGCUUUAGAAUUAGUUAUAGUCCCACCUGUAUUUAAUCCUCUAAUCUAUGGAUUAAAUAUUAGGGCAGUGCGCAGAGUUUUUGUCUCCUGUAUUUCAGCAAAAGUGAAUGUUUUAAGAAGCUAAAAAAUGUUUAAAUCCUUGACAAUUACUUGAUGUACUUUACUGAAGUAGAAAUGGUAUAAUUCGUUUUAUAAAUGAAUUAUAACAAAAUGUAAGAAAGACAAGCAUGUACAAUAAUUUUGAGCAUUAGGAAUAGUAUCAUAAAACAUUCCAGAAAAAAGAGGCCUGCUUUUCACUGCUCCCAGAUCCACUUAUGAAUUUUUCAUUCUUUGUUAUUUUAUUUGAAGAUGUUUGUCUAAAUGAUCAAAGAAAUAUAUUAUAUUAUACUUAGAAUAUAUUAUACUUUUUUUAUUGUUUAAAUUUUUGGUCCACUUUAUAUUAGGUGGCCUUAACUACUAUGUACUUAAAUUUGAUCAUUUGAUACAAUGCACUUAUUGUAUACUGUACAUACAUGUUUUUACAUUGUACAUAUAUUUAUAAUUAGACUGUGAACCCUUAGCUCUUAAACCACCCUUAAACCUACCCAUACCACCAAAGCUGUCCCUAACCUUACCUGUAUCCCACCUCAAUAGCAACAAAAGUAUUUGUACUUAUGUUUUGGUGCAAGUCCAUAGUAGUUAAAGCCACCUAAUAUAAAGUAGGACCAAAUAUUUUACUUAAAUUAUACCUCUAUUUUACAUUGUCAUACAUGGUUGAAAUCGAAGGAGAGGAUGCAGGAUCUAAGUGCAGCAGCUCCAAAACAGACUCAAGGAACAGGCAAGGACAAAAACAAUGACGUAUAUGUGACAAUAACAGACACUGAACUGAACAAAACAAAAGUAAAAAUGUUUUAGUAUAUCGUGCGCAUCAUUUCUUUUCAAUCUACAGCAUGAAAAGAAAGUGUUGCAGCAAACAGAUAUAUUGAAUCAUUUUUCAAUCUUUUUUGUCAAUGUCACAAAGCAAAAUCCCCAGAAUUAAAUCAGCUCUGUUCAGAGUACAUUUGGUCCCUCUCUAAAGUGUUAAACUCUGCUUCAGUGUUUUUUUUAAGUUAAUGAGAUUAUUAAGCAAUUAAUUAAGUGAUGAUUGAGCAUUAGUG
Messenger RNA from Megalobrama amblycephala (Wuchang bream), 2119 nucleotides. RefSeq names its product olfactory receptor 5M3-like. Gene Ontology annotation, biological process: G protein-coupled receptor signaling pathway. Gene Ontology annotation, cellular component: membrane. Gene Ontology annotation, molecular function: G protein-coupled receptor activity; olfactory receptor activity. The transcript has a single exon. The coding region runs from base 172 to 1107 and encodes 311 amino acids. Lineage: Eukaryota; Metazoa; Chordata; Actinopteri; Cypriniformes; Xenocyprididae. The record is from RefSeq and is a predicted model, not a curated record.